AUGGUAUCAGGAAACCAAACACAAUUCAUUGAAUUUAUCCUCCUGGGAUUUUCUGAGAAGCCAGAUGAGCAGGGGCCCCUCUUUGGGCUGUUCUUGGGCAUGUAUUUGGUCACAGUAGUUGGAAACCUGCUCAUAAUGUUGACCAUUGGCUCCAACUCUCACCUCCACACUCCCAUGUACUUCUUCCUUUCCAACUUGUCCUUUGUGGAUAUCUGCAUGGUAUCCACCACAGUCCCCAGGAUGUUGGUGAGCAUCUUGACACAAAACAAGGUCAUCUCCUAUGCUGACUGUCUUGCCCAGAUGUACUUCUUUAUUGUUUUUGCUGCUUUGGACAAUUUCCUUCUCACUGCAAUGGCCUAUGACCGUUUUGUGGCUAUCUGUCACCCUCUUCGAUAUACGACCAUCAUGAGCCCUCAUCUCUGUGGCCAGCUGGUGCUGCUCUCCUGGAUCAUAAGCUUUCUAAACUCCCUCCUUCAUAGUUUGAUGGUAACGCGCCCCAUGGUACCAGGAAACAAAACACAAUUCAUUGAAUUUAUCCUACUGGGAUUUUCUGAGAAAUCAGAUCAGCACAGGCCACUCUUUGGGCUGUUUUUGGGCAUAUAUUUUGUCACAGUGGUUGGAAACCUGCUCAUAAUGUUAGCCAUUGGCUCUGACUCUCACCUCCACACUCCCAUGUACUUCUUCCUUUCCAACUUGUCCUUUGCAGAUAUCUGUGUGAUAUCUACCACAGUCCCCAAGAUGUUGGUGAGUUUCUUGACACAAAAUAAGACCAUCCCCUAUGGUGACUGUCUUGCCCAGAUGUAUUUCUUUAUGUUUUUUGUUACUUUGGAAAAUUUCCUCCUCACUGCAAUGGCCUAUGACCGUUUUGUAGCUAUCUGUCACCCUCUACGCUACACAGCCAUCAUGAGCUCUCAGCUCUGUGGGCAGCUGGUGCUGCUCUCCUGGCUCUCUGUUGUUUCCUUAUUCUAUGGCACAGGAUUUGGGGUAUAUUUGAGUUCCUCUGCUACCCACUCUUCCUGGAAGAGCCCAGUUGCCUCAGCAAUGUAUACUGUGGUCACCCCCAUGUUGAACCCUUUCAUCUAUACACUAAGGAAUAAGGACAUAAAAGAUGUCCUUAGGAGGCUCAUUAGCAGAAUAGCCUCCUCUCAGUGA
Trichosurus vulpecula (common brushtail) is the source of this 1152-nucleotide messenger RNA. Its product is annotated as olfactory receptor 7A17-like. The transcript has 3 exons. The record is from RefSeq and is a predicted model, not a curated record. Lineage: Eukaryota; Metazoa; Chordata; Mammalia; Diprotodontia; Phalangeridae. Gene Ontology annotation, molecular function: olfactory receptor activity; G protein-coupled receptor activity. Gene Ontology annotation, biological process: G protein-coupled receptor signaling pathway. Gene Ontology annotation, cellular component: membrane. The coding region runs from base 1 to 1152 and encodes 383 amino acids.